GUUCUGACUUCAUCAUCUCAGACCAUUCCAGUGUUAGUCGACUUGUUCUUCGCUUUUCUGGUCAACUUGUCAACUUGGUCAGGGGUUCGGUGACAACGUCGUGCACGCAGCGCUGGAAGUAACUUGGAUGCGUGCGUGUGUAUAUGAACAAGCCUACGCCAACUUUCUUUCCUUCAGGCGCCUUGAACAUAUAGGACCAUGCAUUCGCUGGCAUAGGAGCCGGAGUUGUUUCGGUGUUAUGUAUGCACCCGCUUGACCUUCUGAAGAUCAAGUUUCAGGUUGCCACUGAUAAUCCGAAGGGUGAUGUCGGACGAGCAAUAUGGAACUCUUUGAAGGAAAUCAAGGAGACGCAGGGAUGGAGAGGAUUGUACAGAGGAGUUGGGCCUAAUAUUGCAGGCAAUGCGUCUAGUUGGGGUCUUUACUUCCUCUUCUAUAACAUGCUCAAGACCCGCACCUCUGGUGGAGAUCCCAACUACAAAAUGUCUCCAGGAUCAUACCUACUAUGCUCCGCAGAAGCGAGUGCUGUAACGGCGGUAAUGACGAAUCCAAUAUGGGUCGUAAAAGUUCGAAUGUUCACUACCCGACCGGAUGACCCUAAUGCAUACAGAAGUCUUACACACGGAUUUCGGUCAAUAUACCAAACGGAGGGUUUAGCGGGACUAUAUCGAGGCACAUCGCUGGCUCUAUUUGGUGUCAGCAACGGAGCGCUACAGUUUACGUGUUAUGAGGAGCUCAAGCGAUGGGGCUUUGAGCGAAAACGACGACAGUUCGCAAAAGUUGGGCGUGAAUGGACGCCUGGGGAUGAUAAACUAUCUAAUACGGCAUAUACAAUAAUGUCUGGCGCAAGCAAACUGAUAGCGCUCACCCUAACUUAUCCAUACCAAGUAGUUCGUUCUAGGAUUCAAAAUAAUGCAACAGCACACCUUUACCCAACAAUACGAGUGUGCGUCAAGCGGACUUGGCAGGAGGAGGGCAUCCGAGGUUUUUACCGCGGUUUGGGUACAAACCUCGUACGGGUUCUUCCAGGUACUUGCGUUACCUUCGUCGUUUACGAAAACCUGGCAUGGCUCCUUCGCAUGACUGCAGUGCGGCGGGAUCAAAAACGUGCUGCCCUAUCUGCAUUAGAUACUCGCUUUUAAUGUCGUCGUUUUGUCCUGGAUACCUACAUGCCACUGUAUCAUGAUCACACACCACUCACUUUCGGAUAGACUCGGUUUCUCUUUCGCGGAAGCAGGUGAAGAGGGUACGAGUAAGUGACUCCUAAGGCGUGAUUUUUCUUGAACCGAGUUGUUUCGAAUCAUCUCUUUUAUCACCCAGUGAACUGCGUUUUGGUAUGAGUUUCUGGAAUUUGACUUCAGCAUCUCCGCAUUGUUACAGGAUUUUUUUUCGGCACCGACGUUCCUCCUUCCCUUUUUUGAGCCUCCCCAUACGUCCAUUCAGGGCUCCUCAUCUAAUUCCACAGUACCGUCACCCGGCAGAAUCGAAGCUCCACUCCAAUCCUCCCAGUCAUUACUUAUCAGAGGUGGAGUUGUGCAUCAUCUCAGUGGAAUAACAUUCGCUCAUCUCGCCCAGUUUGAAUAAGGUCAGAGAGAACUU
Messenger RNA from Somion occarium, 1596 nucleotides. The record is from the annotation of a GenBank genome assembly. NCBI's taxonomy places the organism in Eukaryota, Fungi, Basidiomycota, Agaricomycetes, Polyporales, Cerrenaceae.